AUGUCCUCCCAAUCCUACCACCUCCCGACGCAGGGUUCAGGCUUCGCGACCGGCGCAGCGGCCGGCGAGGGCGCGUCCGGCCCACUCGUCUCGUACGUCUGCGGCGACUGCGCUUCCAAGGUGCAGUUGUCCAAGGGGGAUAUCAUCCGGUGUCAUAUGUGCGGGCAUCGGGUUCUUUAUAAGGAGCGGACGAAGAGGUAA
Cladophialophora yegresii CBS 114405 is the source of this 201-nucleotide messenger RNA. RefSeq lists its product as uncharacterized. Gene Ontology annotation, cellular component: RNA polymerase III complex; RNA polymerase II, core complex; RNA polymerase I complex. The transcript has a single exon. Gene Ontology annotation, biological process: DNA-templated transcription. Lineage: Eukaryota; Fungi; Ascomycota; Eurotiomycetes; Chaetothyriales; Herpotrichiellaceae. The record is from RefSeq and is a predicted model, not a curated record. Gene Ontology annotation, molecular function: DNA binding; DNA-directed RNA polymerase activity; zinc ion binding. The coding region runs from base 1 to 201 and encodes 66 amino acids.